Dracunculus medinensis (Guinea worm) is the source of this 1365-nucleotide messenger RNA. The record is from the annotation of a GenBank genome assembly. NCBI's taxonomy places the organism in Eukaryota, Metazoa, Nematoda, Chromadorea, Rhabditida, Dracunculidae.
AUGUUAUCCAUACUAAGUGAUCAAAUCCUUGAUAAUAUCCGAGCUAAUUUCAUUUUAUUUCAGUCAGCGAUAAUAUUUGGAAGUUCGGGUAACGAAGCUAUUUUUUUAACAAAAGAUAAAGAAUUAUUUGCAAUUGGUGCUAAUAAUUCAUCAUGUUUAGGUACGAAUCAAUCACAAGCAACACUGGAGCCAAUGAAAAUCGAAGCCUUGUCAGGAAAAGAGAUAAUAUCAUUUGCUUUUGGUUCAGGUCCUCAUGUUCUCGCCCUAACUCGAACUGGAGAAAUUAAAUCUGAAAGCCGUUAUAUGAAAUAUUUCAAAAAAAAUUAUUGUAAUCUAUUUUCGGGUAUUGGAUCGACAAUUGUUGGUACGACACCGCUUUUAGUUGGAGAAUCUCUUAGUGGCGAAAAAAUUGUUAAUAUAGCAUGUGGCAAUCAUCAUUCAGUGGCAGUAAGCGAUAAGGGUGACAUUUUUACUUGGGGUCGAAAUAGCCAUGGUCAGCUUGGAAUUGGUAACAACAUCAAUCAAGAAAUACCUAGUAAAGUUGGUGGUCAGUUAGUAAAUCGUUUUGUAAAAGCUGCAUCAUGUGGUCAAAAUAAUACAAUGGUUUUAACUGGUGCUGGUGAAGUAUUUUCUUGGGGUUUUAACGGAAAUGGUCAACUUGGAAUCGGUAACCUAUCAAAUCAAUCCAGUCCAUCGCUUGUUGUUGGAUUAAACAAUGUUUUUAUAUCGCAAAUUGCAAGUGGAUUUGCGCAUUCUCUUGCAUUGAGUGAUGAAGGACAACUUUUCGCUUGGGGCUCUAAUUCGUGUGGACAACUUUGUGCAAAGCUUCCUCAUUCGAAUCAAACGACACCAGUGGUUAUAGCAUCCGGUUUAGGAAGAAUAGUUGAAAUUGCCGCAAUUCAUCCGUGCAAUAUAGCUGUAGCUGUUAAUCAGAAUGGCAAAGUAUAUAUGUGGGGGCAAAUACGUGGACAAACUGUUUUAACUCCUAUUCAAACAUAUUUUCAUUCCGUUGACGAUGUUUUCGCGUGUUUUGCAAAUCCACCCGUCACUUGUCGCCCGUUAAGAUUUGACAAAGAACAUCAGUCAAGCAUUCUUGAUGCAAUAAAAAUGGCUUUUGAUGAUCCAAGCACAAGCGAUUUACAAAUAUCGAUAGAUGGACAUAUCAUCCAUGCUCAUAAGGCCCUACUUCGAAUGAGAUGUGAUUACUUUCGCUCGCGAUUUCAAGAACACUGGAAGGAUGAAAGCGAUAGUUGCAUACAUCAUAUGACAGCCAUAACUCAGACUGAAGCAUUCGCACAUAUGGAAGAUGCGAUCAUUAAGCAGUUUAUCAUUGAAGUUGCGAGAAAUGGUGCUUUCAGAACUUAA